UUCAGAAUUGGAGCAGCUUGAUUGGAUAGAAAUUUGUACAUCUUACAAUGUUCAUGGUUCAUGCCUAUCUGUGUUAUCAAUAUUGAGUGAAAGACUGUAGCUCCAAACAUGGACAGUUUGCCUUUAGAUACAAAAGUGCAUGAGGAUACAGUUGAAUUUGUUUCUGUUGAAGAAAAAAAUAUUAAAGGUAUUAGUAAAGGAAAUGAUCAAGAAGUGAAAGAAGUUAUUGAUCAUGUGUAUAAAGAAGAAAUCACUUUUGUAAAGACUGAAGAUGACAUAAAUGCAAAUGAAUACUCAAUAUGCAAAGAAACAGAAAUUGUUCAUAUGGAAACCAUUAAAAGUGACUCAAAUAUCUUAAUGAGUGACUAUGAAGAUCCGUUAAAAGUGCCAGAGUUGGGAAAUUGUAAAGAAACCUUCUCAUCAGAUAAUCUGGUUACACACAAGGAAACUGAGGAGGAUGGGUUACCCCAAGUUGAUAGGAAAGGAAAACGUUUUAUGUGUGUGUUAUGUUGCAAAAAGUACACUUACAGGUAUGAAUUACUGAAACAUGCAAGAGUUCAUACGAAGGAGAGGCCUUAUAGCUGUGAUAUAUGUAGUAAUGCAUUUGCAGAGAAAAGAACUCUGAUGCGUCACAUGUUGGUACACACAAAGGAAAAGCCCUUUAAAUGUGAGAUCUGUGACAAACCAUUCUCUCGUAAAAGCGAAAUAAAAUUACAUAUGAGAGUCCAUACAAAGGAGAAGCCCUAUACCUGUGAAAUAUGUGGCAAGAUGUUCACCAUGAAGGAAACCUUGGAAUACAUAUGA
Penaeus monodon (black tiger shrimp) is the source of this 804-nucleotide messenger RNA. RefSeq names its product gastrula zinc finger protein XlCGF49.1-like. NCBI's taxonomy places the organism in Eukaryota, Metazoa, Arthropoda, Malacostraca, Decapoda, Penaeidae. Gene Ontology annotation, biological process: regulation of transcription by RNA polymerase II. Gene Ontology annotation, molecular function: RNA polymerase II cis-regulatory region sequence-specific DNA binding; DNA-binding transcription factor activity, RNA polymerase II-specific. The transcript has 2 exons. Gene Ontology annotation, cellular component: nucleus. The coding region runs from base 109 to 804 and encodes 231 amino acids. The record is from RefSeq and is a predicted model, not a curated record.